Messenger RNA from Fulvia fulva, 1632 nucleotides. RefSeq names its product Mannan endo-1,6-alpha-mannosidase DCW1. Gene Ontology annotation, molecular function: mannan endo-1,6-alpha-mannosidase activity. The coding region runs from base 1 to 1632 and encodes 543 amino acids. The transcript has a single exon. Lineage: Eukaryota; Fungi; Ascomycota; Dothideomycetes; Mycosphaerellales; Mycosphaerellaceae. Gene Ontology annotation, biological process: carbohydrate catabolic process; fungal-type cell wall biogenesis. The record is from RefSeq and is a predicted model, not a curated record.
AUGCUUGGAAAGCACAUAUUCCUGGUCCUGGUAUCUGCCUCAGCAGCCUUGUCGGAGAAGCUCGACCUCAGCAGCAAAGAUGUCACGGUCAAUUCAGCAAAGGCUCUGGUAGCUCCAAUUGGAGAAAGCACAUUGCCAGCCGCCUUCCCAUGGAUAUCGGCAAGUAGCUACACGACCGUACUUCACUACUGGCACUACACCGGGGACUCCCAAUACAACGAUAAGAUCACUCAAAAGAUUCUCACUUCAGCGGGUGGAAACGAAGACUUCUUGGAAAUCAGCCCGGGAAACGAUGAUCAACUAUGGUGGGGACUAGCAUGCAUUACUGCUGCAGAAUAUGGCGUCUCCGACCUGACCAAACCCACCGCCAACGGCUCUGGCGGUGACAAGUGGCUUGAGAUGGCGCAGAAUGUCUUCACCUCGAUCGCUUCUCGAUGGCAGGCAGAUACCUGCGGUGGGAUGGGGUGGCAGGUUGCAAACAGUGGUUACAGAAACUCAAUCACCAACGGUCUAGCAUUUCAGCUGGCUGCUCGACUUAGCCGAUACACUGGAAAAACAAUGUACACCGACUGGGCCAACAAGAUCUGGGACUGGGCAUUCAGCUCCGGGCUUAUCGAUCAAUCGAGCUACAGUGUCUACGAUGGCAUCAGUGCACCAACCUGCGACGCGAGCACUAUGGACCGUCAUAAAUGGAGCUAUAAUGUGGGCGUCUACCUCUACGGCACCGCGAUAAUGCUCGAGUCGACAGGAGACAAUGCAUGGCAGCAGCAUCUCGACGGCUUGAUCGGUGCCGCCAAGACUGACUUCACCAGAGAUGAUGUCCUGAUCGAAUUGACGUGCGAAAGCGCGGCCUGCAACCAAGAUCAGCAGACAUUUAAAGCUACGCUUGCACGCUGGCUGGCUCUGACAUCACGACUUGUGCCCGAUACAGCUGACAAGAUUCAGCCAAUCUUGGAUGCAUCUGCCGAAGCUGCGUUGUCCUCGUGCAACGAUCAGUCGCAGUGCAGUCUCAUGUGGACUGCUAGAACCUUUCAAGGAAGCCCGAAUCUCGGUGCGCAAAUGGCUGCUGUGGAGAUCAUAGGAGCGCAGCUCACGAAGGAAUCCAACUUGCCCAUGAAAGCUACCUCGAACGGUGCUGCUUCGACCUCUGAUACUGCUUCCAUGAACGGCACUACGCCCACAGAUGGUAAUGCCUCCUUGAACGGUACCGCUGCCACGGACAGCACAGCUCCCUUGAGCACUUCAGUUUCCACGAGCGACACAUUUUCAACCACCUUGCCCAUAAACACUGUUGUCCCCACCAGCGUUCAAACGACCAUAGAGGGCGCGGCUGCUGCCACGAAUAGCGCACUCACCAGGCCGUCGCCUGUUCCUCCGACCAGCAUCGACCCUGCGAAUGCCGGAAGCUCUCCAAAUGUGCCCGCUACAACGGCUACGACGGUCCCAACAGUUGCAACAUCAUCCAUCACACCCACUGCGACCUCAACUACCCCUCUUCCUGCGACCGGUCUGCCCGCGACAGGAGUUCCUACGGCAACUGAUGCAUCGGUCCCGACACUGCCUACCUCCACGAUUGGCACUGUCUCCGAGACGAACAUCAAACGGGUUCUUACUAUGGCUUUCACCGCUUGA